This is a messenger RNA of Caenorhabditis bovis, 1065 nucleotides long. The record is from the annotation of a GenBank genome assembly. NCBI's taxonomy places the organism in Eukaryota, Metazoa, Nematoda, Chromadorea, Rhabditida, Rhabditidae.
AUGAGCCGCAAGUCGCCGACACUUCCACCAAAACCGCCAGUUAUCGAUAUGCGAAUAUUGCGAUUUCAGUUCAACAACAGCCUAUUCGGAUCGUUCGAUGAUCCAUUACUUCACGCGAGAGCUGCUCAAGCCGCCCUCGCCGACAUCGAUGUCAAGAACGUGCAGCUCACCAAUCAGUUGAUGAGACCACAUGAUAUGUUCAGCAACUAUUUUAUGACUGGAAGUCACGAAGCGUCCGCAGCAGCCAAUAUCUAUCAGGGCCUUCCAUCGUCAAGCGAACCAUUCGACGCUUCUGUGGUCGUUCCGACGAGCUCCGACGAGCAAAUGACGCCCCUUCAGCAGGUGAUGGCAAUGCAAAGCUAUGGCGCGCCGCCACCUUUCCAAUACAACAUGACUCAUCCAUUUGCGACCUCAUCGAUUUCGAAUCCGACGAAUAUUGCGAGAUAUCCGAUUGCUCCGCCAGCGUCUGAACUCGAAACCGAUCCGCGUGAAUUGGAACGAUUCGCCGAGCACUUUAAGCAGAGGAGGAUAAAGCUUGGCGUAACACAGGCUGACGUCGGAAAAGCGUUGGCGCAUCUCAAAAUGCCGGGUGUUGGCAGUUUGUCGCAGUCGACAAUCUGCCGAUUCGAGUCGCUGACGCUGUCGCACAACAAUAUGGUGGCACUCAAGCCGAUUCUGCAUUCGUGGCUCGAAAAAGCCGAAGAGGCGAUGAAGCAGAAGGACACGAUCGGCGACAUUAAUGGAAUUCUGCCGAACACGGACAAAAAACGAAAACGCACGAGUAUCGCGGCGCCCGAGAAGCGGCUAUUAGAAGAUUAUUUCAAGCAACAACCAAGACCGUCGGGCGAGAGGAUAGCCGCGAUUGCGGACCGUCUGGAUCUCAAGAAGAAUGUGGUUCGAGUCUGGUUCUGCAAUCAGAGGCAAAAGCAAAAACGUGACUUCCGAUCGCAAUUCCGCGCGCGCAACACCGCUGCCGCCGCCGCCGUCAUGAGCAAUCGAAUCAUGCCAAACUCAAACACAACGAAAUGCUCGCCGUUUGGAGCACUUCCAUCAUUUUAUGACUAA